CUCCAGCUGAUGAUGCAGCUAUCCCGCAAUUUUCAACCUCUCACCGAUAUGCAGAUUAUCUUACAUAUAGAAUUUGUGCAACUCGUCAUCUCAAGACAACCAACCCAUCCAACAACCACCAUUCAUUAAUAUGUUCAUGUUCCUUCUAUUUUCCGCAACCUCCCUACUAGUGGACCCUCUCCCACCCCAAAGUUUCCGAACGACACAACCCGCAUCAAUUGUCUUGGCCCUUCACCAGUGCCCAUGUACAAAGCUGUGGGCUUGAUUGGGAGAUAUCCACACCGAAGCGGGCUGAUGUGACGUGCCCAGAAUCAGAUGCAAAGAGGUCAGGGAUUCCCACGCGAUCUUAUGGUAUCCUAGUUGAGUGAACUGUAGGGACCUGAUUAGUUCCCAUACAAAGUUGUUGCACUUUCUUUGCCGAUUUAUCGCCUGCUUCCUCCCUACACAUUUCUCUCUUGCGUUUUCUUUAUUUUUGCUUUUCUUUUCUUUUUAGCACCAACCAUCAGCAGCGCCUCGUCGAUUGCGACCUUAACCCCUCGCAAACGACUUCGCAUGGAGUAAAGUUCACUUCGUCCAAUCCUUCCCCCUUCCUCCCCUCAUCCUAUACCAUCUCCCAGGGACAUUUGUUUUUUCCCCCCUGCUGCGACUACUUGUAAUUGCUUGACCUUGUCUCUCAAGGGCAACAGUGCAACAACAGCCAAAAUGUCGCAAAAGCAGGUGACAUCGGACGACAGCUUGGCAGGCAAUGCUUUUGCUACCGGCAGCCAACCUAUGAACGACAGCAACAAAGACCUCGCCGGCAUGCACCGGUCGCACAGCGGCAUGGACAGCAACGAUUCGGCUAACCAGGCGCUCGAGUCCCUGGGCUACAAGCCGGAGUUGCAACGAAACCGCUCGACAUGGCAGGUGGCCUUCAUGUCUUUUGUCCUCGCCUCGAUUCCCUACGGCCUUGCGACCACCAUGUUCUACCCCUUGAUCGGCGGUGGUCCUGUCGACAUCAUCUGGGGAUGGGUCCUCGUGUCACUGAUCAUCAUCUGCGUCGCCGCCUCCCUCGGAGAAAUCACCAGCGUCUAUCCCACCGCCGGAGGUGUCUACUACCAGGCCUUUAUGCUGGCUGAUCCCAGCUGGCGCCGCGCCGCAUCUUGGAUCUGUGGCUGGCUGUACGUCGUCGGAAACAUCACUAUCACCCUGGCCGUCAACUUUGGUACCACGCUAUUUUUCGUCGCCUGCAUCAAUGUUUUCAAGUAUGACGUUGACGGGGUUCCUACGGGAAUCUUUGACGCGCAGCCGUACCAAGUCUUCCUUAUAUUCCUCGGCCUCACUCUACUCUGCAACGCGGUCUCUUCUCUUGGCAACAAGUGGCUGCCAGUCCUGGAUACUGCUGCCAUUUUCUGGACCUUUGCUGGCGUCAUUGCCAUUACGAUUACAGUCCUUGCUCUUGCCAAGGGCGGUCGUCGUGAUGCUGCGUUUGUCUUUGGCCACUUUGAGACAAACUCUGGCUGGCCCGCAGGCUGGUCUUUUUGCGUUGGUCUGUUGCACGCUGGAUACGCGACCUCGUCGACGGGAAUGAUUAUCUCCAUGUGUGAGGAGGUGCGCAUGCCCUCGACCCAGGUUCCCAAGGCUAUGGUCGCUACCGUUGUGCUCAACACCUUUGCCGGUCUCUUAUUCAUGAUCCCCUUGGUCUUUGUCCUUCCCGACAUCCAGUACCUGAUCGGCCUCGCGUCUGGCCAGCCCGUUCCCGAGAUCAUCCUCGCCGCCGUCGGCUCACCCGGUGCUGCGAUUGCGCUGCUCAUGCCCCUGCUUGUCCUGGCCAUCAUUUGCGGCAUCGGCUGCACGACGGCCGCCUCCCGCUGCACUUGGGCUUUUGCUCGUGACGGUGCUAUCCCUGGCGCCAAGUGGUGGCGCGUCAUCAACGAGAAGCUCGACGUACCUUUGAACGCCAUGAUGCUCUCGAUGGCCGUGCAGAUCAUUCUCGGUCUCAUCUACUUUGGCUCGUCAGCUGCCUUCAACGCCUUCUCCGGCGUCGGUGUCAUCUGCCUCACGGCCUCGUACGCAACCCCGAUCGCCAUCAACCUGUUCAAGGGUCGCAAGGCUACCGCCGACGCCAAGUUCCAGCUUGGCCGCAUGGGAGUAUUUUGCAACAUUGUCGCCCUCGCCUGGUCUGCGCUCGCCAUGCCGCUCUUCUGCAUGCCGAGCUACCUGCCCGUCACGCCCGAGACGGUCAACUACGCGCCAGUGGUCUUUGUCGCCGCCACCCUCGUGUCUGGUGUGUGGUACAUCAUGUGGGGAAGGAAGAACUACGCCGGCCCUCCUGUUCAGGAGGCGUACAACUAGAGCGUUGUGUCGAUGUGUUUUUUUUUUCCCCCGAGUGAAGAUGAAAGGGUGAGUGGGGGCAGCGGAAAAUAUCACGGCUUUUUGACAGUCUGACAGAGGCCGUCAAAUCCCUACCGUCUCCUUAUUUGAAAUGCUUGGUGCAAGUAUACAAAGUUGGCACCCGAAAGGGUCCAAGGAUUGAGCGAGUCGGGGGUUUGGAAUUUUCUUUAGAUACAGAUACCCUAAGAGGCAUUGCGAAGGAGGAGUCUAGGUGUUGGAUCGUGCCGGGGAGAGCAGUACUGGCUUUUAUGUUUUUGCUAAAAGGAAAUGAUACCCAGUUGUUUAGUUUUCAAUCCAACAUUUAAACUCGG
Messenger RNA from Pyricularia grisea, 2684 nucleotides. RefSeq lists its product as uncharacterized. Bases 703 to 2334 code for a protein of 543 amino acids. The record is from RefSeq and is a predicted model, not a curated record. Lineage: Eukaryota; Fungi; Ascomycota; Sordariomycetes; Magnaporthales; Pyriculariaceae. Gene Ontology annotation, molecular function: transmembrane transporter activity. The transcript has 3 exons. Gene Ontology annotation, biological process: amino acid transport; transmembrane transport. Gene Ontology annotation, cellular component: membrane.